UUUAGGUUAAUUUAUUUUUAAAGUUGAGAUAUAUCAUAGAACUCUGAAGUAUUUUGAAUGUAGCUAUAAGUAAAACCGUUUCUCAAUUUACCAAAUUAAUCUACUGAAAACCGUGUCAUUUUAUUUCAUAUAUAAUUUUCCAAAAAAAUCAUCAAGUAUGAAUUUUCUAAAAUAAACACAAAUAGAAAGAAGAACCACAACAAGAUUUUUGAAAAAAAAUUUAUCACCACCUUGAACCUCGCGAAAGUUGGAAGGAAAAUUUUGUAAAAGUGUAGGAUUUGAAGAAUUUUGUGGCAAAUUAUUUUAUGGACUUGAUACACUAUCCAAAAUUGAAGAUGAGUUGUAAAAGUUUAGAUCCAAAUUUGUCAGUAAUGUUAAAAGAUCAUGGUUACAAGAUUGGGAAAUAUUUUGGUGAAGGUUCCUAUAGCAAAGUUUAUGAAGCCUACAAAUUUUACCCGAAUGGACGUUUCGGUAGAGUUGCUUGCAAGGUGAUAAAUUGCAGAAAAGCUUCGAAAGAAUAUGUGGAGAAAUUUCUCCCAAGGGAGUUGGACAUCUUAAAGCAGCUCUGUCAUACAAACCUGGUUCAUGUUUAUGAUAUUCUGGAGACUAGUAAUCAGGUUCUUAUAUUUAUGGAGAUGUGCUCCACCGGAGAUCUCUUAGACUAUAUAACUAACAAAGGUCAUUUAUCUGAGUACAGAACACGGCAUUUGUUCCAUCAAAUCGUAACGGCGGUGCAGUAUAUCCAUUCCAAUGACUUGAGUCAUAGAGACCUGAAAUGUGAGAACAUUCUAUUGAAAGAUGAGCUGACUGUUCGUAUUACCGACUUCGGGUUCGCCAGAAGUUGCCGAGAUAAAUACACCAAUCAACGCAUUCUAAGUGAUACAUUUUGUGGCAGUGCCGCCUAUGCUGCCCCUGAAAUACUACAGGGCCUACCAUAUAACCCAAAAAUGUACGAUGUCUGGUCAUUGGGUUGUAUUUUGUACAUUAUGCUGACCGCUAGAAUGCCAUAUGAUGAUUCCAAUAUUACUAAAAUGUUGUAUGUGCAAUUGCAUGCUAUUCUUUCAUUUCCAACCAAAUCUGAAUUCAAGAUAAGCCACGAUAUGAAGAAAUUCAUUAUGCAUUUAUUGGAGCCAGAUGUGACUAGACGAGCAACCAUAAAUCAAGUAUAUACUGAAUUGACUCAGCUACCACCAAUAACACCUCAAAAUUGUGUCAAACCGAAAAAUUCUGUCCAGAAACUAACUGGGAAAAAAUCUAUAGGUCAAGCAGAAAUGGAUUAUUUACGGAUGAAAUUGAAGAAGUGUAAAAUUCCUCACAAUUUUUAGCUGGAAACUUCAGAAUUCACACAUGAUCUCAUGAUUCUCUCACAAUAUCAGAAAUCGAAUUUUCGUGAAAUCAAAUUUGAAUUUGUAUUUCUUUAUCAAUGAAUUUGAUAAAUCGAUUGCUUGGUUCUCUUUCGAUGAAAUUGCAAAAUUUGGAAUUUAUACCUUGAAAUAUACCUUGAUUAUUAUAUUAA
Messenger RNA from Nilaparvata lugens (brown planthopper), 1516 nucleotides. Its product is annotated as testis-specific serine/threonine-protein kinase 1. The record is from RefSeq and is a predicted model, not a curated record. Gene Ontology annotation, biological process: peptidyl-serine phosphorylation; autophagy. Lineage: Eukaryota; Metazoa; Arthropoda; Insecta; Hemiptera; Delphacidae. The transcript is spliced from 6 exons. Gene Ontology annotation, cellular component: cytoplasm. Gene Ontology annotation, molecular function: ATP binding; protein serine/threonine kinase activity. The coding region runs from base 306 to 1325 and encodes 339 amino acids.